GCUCUAUGACGACGUACCUCGACUGGUGCCGGACGACAUUGUCUCCGAGGUCGAGUUCAAGGAGGUGGACCAGCCCACAUUUGAACCAGACCUGAUUCGCAAGAAUAGGGCGGGGGCCAAAAAGGCGUCCAAGCCUAAAAGGAACUCAGACCCCUUUCGAAACAUUCCAAAGGGAGCUUUGGAUGGCUUUGUCAAGGUCUCAGACCUGCGCAAGGGCAAAGGAAAAGGAGAAACCCUCGACCGGGGAUGCGGAGCCGCCAUCAAAAAUUGACGGGAUGAGCGACGACUCCGACGACGAGGCGCUCGCUAGAGGCCUCGACUUUGACGCGCUCAGGCGCAGUGAUGGCGGUAGCAAGGGCAAGGAGCGAGCAAGGGACGUCAGCUCCUCUUCUUCGUCGCCGGCCAUGUCAAAUCAGGGCAACGGCACUGCCUCCGAGCAGCGGCGGGGCCGCAGGCUCGGCGUCGGCCGAUAUCACGGUUCCACAGCGCUGAGCCCUGCUCCCGUCCGAGGCCAGCCCGCCGCAACGUUGGUUUUGGACUCCUCUCCCGCUGUCGCAGUGGAAUCGACAUUCGAUGGCGAGAACUAUAACACGUUUGAUGCUUCCUUUGCAAAGGGCCAGCGACCAAGACUCGAGCAGCGUCGGGAACCAUUGCGAGCCAUUGGCCAGCCACAAGGCACCCUUGACGACGAGCUGGACGACAGCCUCGAAUGGGCGGACCUUUCACGCGUGACUCAGGAUGCGUCCAGGACUGCUGCAGAACAGCAGCGCCAACCAGAGGGCUUGGAACGAGAGACCAGCCUGUCUCCCGUCUUGCUGAAGAAGAGGAACAGACCUCAUCCUCUCUUGGCUCGCUUGACAGGCGGAGCGAGAGCUUCAGGUAGCGAAGAGGACGAGAACAACGAAAACAGCGACAAUGACGACGACGGCCAUGAUGACGAGGGAAGCCGCAUUGGUGAAAUGCUACGAAAGGAUACCGGAGAUCCUGACGAGGCGCUGCAAGACACGUCGAUCCUGAGCAGCCAAGAUUCGUUCGUUGAAAGGAUGGCUAAGGGAAAGCAAAAGAGGACUCGGACCUGCGUCGUUGCUUCUUCGUCGCCGACAGGACAAGGCGCUGGUGAGAGCAGUACCAUGGGCCCGCCGUUGCAGCCUGCGUCGGUGCUUCGAAAUGGCGGGCCCAAGAACAAGGGCAAGAAGAGACACGCAUCAAGUGACGAAGGGGAAGAGAUGGUGAUGUCGUCACAAGAUGCCUCUCCCUCGAGAAAGCGUACGGCACGUCGCAAGUCCGACUCCAGAACUUUGAAUGCCAGUGAGAAAGACGGGGGCGAGGCCAAAAGGGGAAGGACAUUGGGGAAAGCAAGCACAGCAAAGGUCAAAGCCCGAGAGCAAAACGGUGCCAGGGAGAAAAAGAAGAAGCGGGUUGGUCGCUCGCCGACAAGCCGCUUCCUCUUCCAGCAUGAGGCCGAGCGCGACACGGACGAAGAGCAACAUGGCCAGCGCGACGAGGACGAUGAAGGCUUGGGAAGCGACAUGGCCGACAGCAGCGAUCUUGAGCAUGUGGGCGACUUUGAGCCGACGCAGGCUCCCAAGGGGUAUCACCAGAGCGCAGUUUACUUUCAGAGUCUCAAUUCGCAAACGGCGCCCAGCCCAUUCAGGAAGUCGGCAGGAGCACGUUACAUACCUGGAUUUGAGGUUAGGGCGCGCGUAGACAGCGCCGCCGUGAUGGGAGGAAGAGGCUCAACAACAGCAGGGAGAGGAGCGAGAGCGUCAGUGGGGCUGUCAAGACCGUCCGCGGCGGCAUCAUCCUCUGGGGGCCCACGGGGGUCGCAGACCGAUGACGAGUACGAACGGGGCAGCUUUGUCUGUUCGGACGAAGACGUCGAAUUUGAGACGGACGCUGAGGAGGAUGGGGAAGACCUUUGAAACGCAAAAUUUGUAUUGUAUGCAGAAGGGAGUAGAACCUUUCAAUCCAUCGCAUCCCUGAUAGCAUGAUUCAAUCUCUUCAUGGUGUGAAGUAGCAAGCCAGGUCAAGCUUUGACGAAGCGGGCGGCCGCACGUGGGAAGAGGGCCCCGUCGUGCUCCUCCUCUGGGCGCAGGAUCUCCGAGUGGCUCCAUCCACCAAGUUGGAGGAUGACAUCGGCAGAGUGCCGGU
This is a messenger RNA of Acaromyces ingoldii, 2151 nucleotides long. RefSeq lists its product as hypothetical. The transcript has 3 exons. Bases 183 to 1922 code for a protein of 579 amino acids. The record is from RefSeq and is a predicted model, not a curated record. Lineage: Eukaryota; Fungi; Basidiomycota; Exobasidiomycetes; Exobasidiales; Cryptobasidiaceae.